CUCUCCCAGCGUCCCCGCAGCAUCCCUCCCUCCCUUUCCCGGCCAUGGAGAGCCUGAUGGAGAAUCCGAUGAGAGCUGUGCUGUACCUCAAAGAGCUGACCACCAUCGUGCAGAACCAGCAGACGCUGAUCCAGACGCAGAGGCACAGGAUCCACGAGCUGGAGAGGAAAGUGGAGGAGCUGCUGGAGGAGAACCAGAGCCUGAAAGAUCAGCCGGUGAGCGGCGGCGGCCACCACCACCACCACCACCACCAUCAGCAGCAGCAGCAGCAGCAGCAGCAGCCAGACCCCCAGCAUCAGGACCGGGAUCCGAACCACAAGCACCCGGCCAUCAGCACCAGGGCAGCGAUCAUCUGCAACCCAGAAAACGAAAAUGUUCUACAUCAGUUCUGUUGCCCAGCAGCCGAUGCUGAACAGAAGCUCCCCUCCAGCAAUCAUUCCUCAAGAGUCUAUGGGACUGAUGGAAGCAACCCAACCGUGCCAAGGAUCAUCUAACUCAGCACAGAUCAGAGAUGGAAUCUGGGACCUUCAAGGCCUGUAUGGCUCAGGAUCACAACCAUCAAAAUCUUGCCGAAAGUUGAUACUGUGCUCAGCGUCUUCAAAAUAAAUUGGAUUUCAAAUAAUCCCAAGAUUAUUCCAAGUGCAUCAUUAUGUUUAGACAGAAUGGACUGCAGACUAUAACAGCCACUGUGAUUAUCACUAUUGUUUAACAUCUGAUGCCCCAAAUUUCUCAUGAUUUUAGCCUUAAGUUGAUGUCUUAAUAAUUAAAAUUUAUGCAGAAUUUGUGGAAAUUCUCAAAUUUACUUUUCACUUUGAAACCGUCUUUCCAUACUUAUUAAUCCCUCCACUUCUUCUGUCCACAAAGACAUCAAUGGAGCAACUUCUUGAAUCGAUCAGGACUGGAGUAUUUAACUUUUCAUGAUUGACCUGCUCACCUUGUUGGACUCAUUUAUCUGUUUAUAAAAUUAUCUUGUGGGAGGGAUACUGUUGUUACUGCUGAUUUCCGGUUGCUUUUUGCCUUGUGAAACUUUCAGUGAAUCUGGAUUGGAAAAUACAAACUAUAGUAAGAAAUUUAAGAGGGCUGUUGCCUAGGUACUAUAUAAAUCAGGACUGAACAGAUAGGCUACUUUACGAUGCCAUUUAAACUCUUCAGGCAUGUUGUGGAAUCCCUGUCAUCAUUUAUUCUGUAUAAUUCAAUUGUAAUGUUUAUGAUAUGAUCAUAAAGUAUGAGAAUGAAGCUCCACGUUUAGUAAUUGGGCCUGAAUUUCAGUCUUACAUUCUUAACUCUUAGUAGAUGGAAAAAAUA
Molecule: messenger RNA, 1305 nt
Organism: Callorhinchus milii (elephant shark)
Lineage: Eukaryota; Metazoa; Chordata; Chondrichthyes; Chimaeriformes; Callorhinchidae
Product: IQ motif and SEC7 domain-containing protein 3
Exons: 3
Coding region: 45-494 (149 amino acids)
Source: RefSeq, a predicted model, not a curated record